AAAAAAUGUCACUCUUCUAAAGUCAAUCUGCAAUGACAAAGCUAGCGGGUACUUCACAAGGAAGUAGUGGAAGUUGUAGUUCGAAAAUGUUUAAUUAGCAGCCUUUACAAUUUGUUAAUACGUCUGUGUAGUUAAUGUAACAUCUAAAGAAAGGUAAUGUGGAAAAAUAGCUAGUGGUUUUUCAGAUAUUUUUAAUCCAACGGCCGUUUCUCUCGCCGUUAACGCCGUUCUGAUAUCGCGAGGGAUUAGAUGUUUCACUGUGCGCUGGUGAUUGUGGUGCAUGUGCGUUCAUUCACGCUCAGUGAAUGCGGCUUCUGGUGCGGUUUGGUGUCCUUAGUUACAGCGGAUCGGUUCUCUCACUCUCUUUAAGGAGCAUUGGAUUUCUAGCACGUAAGAUCAUGAAUUCGGGCCAAAAAGUGAUGUGCAUGAGUGAUGGUGCUGGAAAUGUAGGCAGAUGCGUUAAGGAUGACGCGGAUUCGGACGGACCUGCUGGCGGAGACUCCCUGAUGGUGGCCGAAGAGAGACAUCCGAGAGCUGCCAGUCCCCGCGGCGCUAACGGAGAUGAUGACUCUGAAGCGGAGUCCCACCUGGACGGGCGUAACGUGGAAGUGGACCAGGAUACUAGAAGGAAGGCGUUCAGCUGGUGCCGAGACUUUCUGUCCGGGUCAUGGAAGUCUAUAUCAGAACCUGACUUUCAGAUCAAAAUAGUAAGUGGAGGACUCAGUAACCUGCUCUACAUGUGCAGUUUACCAGAUGAUGUUCAGCCUGCCGGGGUCGAACCUCGAAGGGUUCUGCUUCGGAUCUACGGGGCCAUUCUGCAGGGAGUGGAUUCUCUUGUUUUGGAAAGUGUGAUGUUUGCCAUUUUAGCAGAGAGAGAGUUGGGCCCACGUCUCUAUGGCAUUUUCCCAGAAGGGCGUCUAGAGCAGUACUUGCCUAGUAAUCGAUUGUGUACAGAGCAGUUGGGGAUCCCAGAGAUCUCGGCUGAAAUAGCCAGUAAGAUGGCACGAUUCCACGGCAUGGUGAUGCCAUUCAACAAGGAACCCAAAUGGCUGUUUGGAACCAUUGACAAGUACAUGGAGCAAGUUAAAACAAUAAAAUUUGUGCGUGAAGCUCACAUUAAGAAAUUUAACAAGCUGAUGAAGUAUGAUCUUCCUGCAGAACUAGAGAGUCUGAGGUCACUGCUGGCAGCUACUCCCUCUCCCGUUGUGUUCUGCCAUAAUGAUGUACAAGAAGGAAAUAUCCUCAUGUUGGAUGGGCGAGAGAAUUCAUCUGACAAAUUAAUGCUUAUUGAUUUUGAAUACAGCAGCUAUAACUACAGAGGCUUUGAUUUUGGGAAUCAUUUCUGUGAAUGGAUAUAUGACUACACAUAUGACCAGUGGCCCUUCUACAAGGCAAAGGUGGAGAAUUACCCUGACCGACAACAGCAGUUACAUUUUAUCAGACACUAUCUGUCUGAAAGAGGGGGAAUUGGACCUGCAGACCAAGCCAGGAUAGAAGAGGACAUGAUCACUGAGGCAAACCGGUUUGCCCUUGCGUCUCAUUUCCUCUGGGGUUUGUGGUCCAUUAUUCAAGCCAAGAUCUCCAAAAUCGAGUUUGGAUACAUGGACUAUGCACAGCACAGGUUUGACACAUACUUCAAACAGAAGAAGCUCUUUUCCUAAAUUCCACUCACAGAGCAUGCUUCAGGAUAUCAUUUUGCAUCACCUAUUGUUUUUUAAACCAUUCAAGAAAGGGCACAGUACAAAAAAACUGUUAAAGAACGGUUCAUCCUGGGGAACAUUAUUAUUAUUAUUAAAUCAUGAAAAAGUCCAAAGAUAUCAUGCCUUACAUUCAUUUUGUAGGGCUUUAUAGUUGUUUUUGUCCCUUGCAAAAAUUAGAAGUGACAAAUGAUCUGCAACUUGAAAAAAAAAAAAAAUGGUUUGAUUGAAACCUAGAUUUAAUUCAUUUAAUGUUGGUGCCGCUUCAUUAUACAAGGCAUAUAAUGUAGCUGUGUUUUUUUUUUUAAUAUUUAAUGUUUACAUUUUAUCUAACAUAUGUGGUCAACAUUAUCUAUUAAUUCUAUUAAGAAUCAAUCCAUCCAUCAUCAGUACAAUAUAAUCCACUGGGUCCAAAUGAUGUCUGCAUUUUUGUGUCCUAGUUUCAUAUACUAUUUGUUUGUCCUGUCAUCUUAAAAAACAGUGUAGUAGCUUGUUUAUUUUUCCUCCCCCAAAAUUUAAAAGAUUUACGAAAUCAUGUUGCAUCCUUAUAUUUACAUACUGUGAAAUACAUUGCACAUCUUUUUUUAAAAACUCAGAAGUCCAUAAUAAUUAAUUUUAGAAUGGCACAUAAACUGUUUCUUUGUCAUAAUUUUGAAUGGCUAUAUUUCAUAUAACAAUUUCAGCUAAAAAAAAAAAUAAUAAUAAUAAUUGGAAAUAAUUGUUUUGAGCUAUGCUUUUGUGUUUUACUUUUAAUUAUCUUUUUUAUUGUUAAAUCUCUGCUUUGCCAUAUUUAUAUGUAGCAAUAACUAUAUACCCAUCUUGUAUGCAUUUGUACAGUAUAUAGGUUUGAAUACAGUUUGAACUGCACAUUAAGGAAUUGCACUUAAAAAAACAAAAAUCAAAACAAGUGUGUAAGUACUAAACUGACAAAUGCCUUUGUCCCAUUUCUAAACACAAAGUUCUUGUAACUGCUGAUGUGUUUGUCUGUUUUAAUUGUUUUAUGAUUAUUUAUAUUUUUUACUUGUCCAAAGCAAGUAUACUUUGUUUAGGUCAACCAAAUGGUAAAGUUAUCUCUGUUUGCUUGAGUCUUCAGUUGAAAAGUGGCAGCAGAAGAACAAUAUAAAUGCGGGAUAGUAUCAUUAUACUGUGAAUUGGAGGGAUCAUCAUCUUAAGAAUCACUUUGGGAGUGUUUGAAUGGACAAACUGAUGCUCUUGCAUUUGUCCUUGUCCAUAAACGAAUGUAUAUGUUUCAUUUUCAUAAUGAUGAUUUUCUUUCCCAUAUGUAGUAGCAAGUUUAGGGGCAAAAGAAAUAUUGAGGGGACCAUGAGGGUAUUGGGCUAGGCCACAUUCACAUGCUCAUAUCAUUGUUGAUAUUGAAUCUUUGAUUCGUUAUAUUGAGUUAAGAAGCAAUAGCACUGUUAGAACCCAUGUCAAUUUCUAUAAUUGCUAAGGCUAAUCCAAGUUAUACUGUAGUCUUGUCUCUCUGUUUCUGUUUGUUCCUUUGCACUUCAGGUAUCCAUUAAUUUUGUUCAUUAAAAAAAAAAAUCAUACAGA
Molecule: messenger RNA, 3251 nt
Organism: Ctenopharyngodon idella (grass carp)
Lineage: Eukaryota; Metazoa; Chordata; Actinopteri; Cypriniformes; Xenocyprididae
Gene: chkb
Product: choline kinase beta
Exons: 11
Coding region: 306-1661 (451 amino acids)
Biological process (GO): CDP-choline pathway; phosphatidylethanolamine biosynthetic process
Cellular component (GO): cytoplasm
Molecular function (GO): ethanolamine kinase activity; choline kinase activity
Source: RefSeq, a predicted model, not a curated record